Messenger RNA from Spinacia oleracea (spinach), 387 nucleotides. RefSeq lists its product as uncharacterized. The record is from RefSeq and is a predicted model, not a curated record. The coding region runs from base 1 to 387 and encodes 128 amino acids. The transcript has a single exon. Lineage: Eukaryota; Viridiplantae; Streptophyta; Magnoliopsida; Caryophyllales; Amaranthaceae.
AUGAGCGUUAUGGAAUAUGCAAACAAGUUCAUGGAAUUGUCAAGAUUUGCACCGGAGCUGGUAUCGACAGAACAAUCUAGGAUGAACCAUUUUGAGCGAGGUCUUCAUUUGAAGUACCAAGAUAGGUUGGCUACUCAAAGGUUUACUUCCUAUCAAGAUAUGGUUGAUAUUGCAGUUAAUGUUGAACGAGUUGUAUUACUUCGAGAAGCGCAAAACGUUGGUGAUAAAAGGAAGAAUGAUAAUCAAAACCAUGGAGGAGCUAAAAGGCCAAACCAAGGAAACCAUAAUUAUAGAAGAGACCAAGGUUAUAAUGAUAGAGCAGCUCGUAGUGUAUGGUGUGCUAAGUGUGGAAAGAGAAACCAUAAUGAAAGUGAAUGUCGUGCAUGA